Molecule: messenger RNA, 1170 nt
Organism: Lycium barbarum (goji berry)
Lineage: Eukaryota; Viridiplantae; Streptophyta; Magnoliopsida; Solanales; Solanaceae
Exons: 3
Coding region: 1-1170 (389 amino acids)
Source: RefSeq, a predicted model, not a curated record
AUGCAGUUUCAAAAUUCAAUGAAGAGAUUUUUCUCUCUUGUAUCAUCCAAGUUGCCACAAUCAAGUUCAUCCGCUCCAAAUGCUCCUCAGGUGGAAGAAUACUUGAAUCAAUUAGAAGAAAAUCAUCAUUCUGCUAAAAAACAAAAGCAAGGAGUAGAGUUGGAUUCUUUAUGGGCAGAUUCAAAGGAAAGAAUACCCAUUCUGGAAUGUCAUCUAGAUGAACAUGAUGAGAUAAGACGAGCAAAGAAGAAGUGUGAAGAUCUAAUGCGACAAGAACAAUCAAUUAAAUUUGUGUUUGUAAAUCCGGAAAAUAAAACUAAGCUUGAGCACAAAAUUCGUUUAAAGGCUUCAAUUGAUGUGGUGAGACUGCUUUUGAAUCAAAGAUUGACAUUUCGUGGAUAUCAUGAAGAUGAAUCAUCAUUAAACAAAGAUAUUAUCACUUCAUGUAAGCUUGAAACAAUUAAAGCUAUUAUGGACGAUCUAAAUGGAGACUAUUUCUCAUUGCUAGUUGAUAUAUCUUGUGAUGUGUCACGUAAAGGGAAAAUGUCAAUUGUUUUGCGAUAUGUUGAUAGAUGGCGAUUUGUGGUGGAACGAUUUAUUGGGAUCGUUCAUGUUCGUGAUACUAGUGGUUUGUAUUUAAAAGAAGCAAUUGUUAACUACCUUGCUCAACAUUCUUUGAGUUUAUCUCAUACACGUGGACAAUGCUAUGAUGGGGCAAGCAAUAUGCAAGGGCAUCUAAGUGGCCUUAAAACUUUGAUUCAGCAAGAAAGUGUAUCAGCUCAUGCGAUUCAUUGUUUUGCUCAUCAACUUCAAUUGAGUCUUGUCGGGGUAUCUAAAAAAUGUCUUCAAGUUGAAGAACUUGUAUUAUUGGUUUCUAAUUUCUUAAAUGUAGUGGGAGGUUCUUUUAAACGCAUGGAUGAACUUCUAGAAUCUCAAGCAGAAAAAAUUCAAGAGGCACUAGAUAUGGGCGAGAUUGAAACCGGUAAGGGCUUGAAUCAAGAACUUGAUCUUACUAGGGUUGCCAAUACUCGUUGGGGUUCACACAACAAAUAUUUUAAAAACUUCAUUAGUGUGUUUGGCUCUAUUAAUAAUGUUCUUGAUACUAUUGUUGUUGAUUCCAAAUGUGCCGAAGAUAGAGCUAAGGCAAAAGGAUUUCUCAGGGUUUGUUAA